CUGGUUUCUGCGACUGAAUUUGGUCGAGAAAAUGGCGUCUUGAAGUUCUAAGACAAGACGGAUGAAGUGAUACUAUCUAAGAUGUACGCCGUACAGCGCCGCUAUGUGAGAAAGUACCGACUGUCGGACUCGGACUACGAUGACCACGAUGACCAUGAGGAUCAGGAGGACGACGGGGAGUGUACGAAGUUUCUGACAUCUUUGAAAAGAGACUGGAGCGGCGUCCCUGAGAUGCUGCUGGAGGAUAUCUUCACCCUGCUGACGCCCAAGUACCGCCACGUGGCGUCCCAAGUUUGCAACUUAUGGCGCGCCACGUUCUACUCUCCCCGUGUGUGGGAGACUUUCACCCUGUUAGAGAGGACCCUAACACGCCGUAUCUUCAACCUGUACAAGGGCUACCAGCGCGACCUCUGUUGCAGGAAGACCCAGGUGUGCCUGUUAAAGGUGGGAGCACACUUCAAGAGGAUCAUCAUAACGCCGAUCGACAACUUUUUCAGCCUGUAUGAGUUUCUCAGAGUACUAAACUGUUUCUUUGAGUUUUAUGAAGACUUUCCAAUGCCCAAACUGCAUACUUUCUUGUUCACGUUCUCGUGCGAGAGCCGCGGCAUAGCUGGUGUGAGAAUCCAUGGAACUGGUGGUAAAAUCCUAGAUAUCCUGAAGUUGACGCUGAGAAACAUCCCCACUCUGAAGUGUCUGAGACUGAACCAACUCCUCCUAGAUGAAUGCGAAGUUCCAGGCCUAAUUGAAUCCAUGAUAGGCAGCUGCCAGGACACCAUGCGGAGAUUGGAACUCCUCAACCUGUCCAAAGUCCCAGUUCCACUGCCAGAACUGGCCAGGUUCUCCAACCUGUUCCAUCUAACCGUCAGCCCCCAGCACAUGGACGAGGAAAUGCUGCUGCUGCUGGGCGGGAUGGGGCUGGUGUAUCUUCAUAUUCUGCAGGACCCCUACACGUGCGACUGUGAGGCAGUGUCGUACGAGGCAUGGAAGCUGUUGAAGGAAAUUGCACCACAAUUAAGAGUCAUUUUAGAGAUACAAGGCCUGACAAAAAAGGAUCUUCUGUUCCAACCAAGAGCUCCUGUUUCUGAGGUGCGCUUUUCUACACCAUAUUCGAAGAUGACAGCAGACAUCGCCAGUACGAUCGUGGAGCACUACAGCAAGACUCUCGAAGUGAUAGUACAGAAACACCUUCCUAGAAUUCAAGGUCCUAGAUCUUUCCACGACAGAGGGGACUCCCACUUCUUGUUUAUCGUACAGCAUUGCCAGCGCCUACGCAAACUUGUGAUUCGGGAGAGGUUGUCUAAUGCCUCACUUAUUUUAUUGGCAAACAGAGGCAAGAGUCUAAAGUCGCUACUUGUUCGGCAGAAUGCCCUCUUGAAGAAGUGCGACUGGCCAAAGUCUCCAGACUGGUCAACAGAUUUUCACAGACAUCUGAAGAAGACAGCAAGGUCGUAUGAAGAUUCCAAAAUAGAAGUAGCAAAGGUGAUGGGUCAAUCGUGGAGGCCAUUGAGAGAUGACGAGUUCAUGAGAUUGUAUUCUCGAUAACGAAUUGCUGUGUUUCUUCCGAAAGUGUAACCUACGCCUGAGUGUGGGUUUGUGAUAUCGUGACUUGCCCAGAACGUAUGUACAGAUGUAAUGUUCAAUGUCACAUUGAAUGGCUUUUGAAAAACUAUAUGACGUGUAUCUUGAAGGACAAUAGUAUGGCUAGCAACGUUGAUUGGCCUAUGAACAAAUGUGUAUCUGAUGGGGAUGUUACUGAAGGACAGAGAUCACGCCUGCAUGUUAAUGUUUACUAGACUUCUUGUAGUGUUUACAUGUGUAACAAUUAUUAUUACAGUUUGCUUUGAGCUAUAUGUUUUCUAUAUUGCUAUUCAGUGGGUUAAUUCAUCUUUUUUAUACAAUUAUUUUGUAUUUGAAACACGUUUUCCUCACCUGGCUGAAGGUUGAGUGAGCAGAAUAUAUGCAUGGACUGACGUGAGUAUCUCCUUCUCCGAAGCCAUUGCAAGAAUCAAACGGAAACGUUAUUUUCCAUAACAAUGGUGACACCGCGUUUGUUCUAUUAUCCUUUUGGACUAUAUAUCUGCUACAUUUCUCCAUGUCACAGCUGCUACCUCAAUUUCAUCCCACAGUUAUGUUUUCUUUCUACCCAACCCUACUGUUGCAGUCUUUGGAGUGCUGUUGGUUCUCCUAACACUACAGCUUUUACCCCCAACCGAUCCUAUAGUUGUUGUUUCCCCCACCCUACAGCUUAUACUUCUCCUGUCCAAUGGCGGCAUUGCCACCCAUCU
Molecule: messenger RNA, 2285 nt
Organism: Haliotis rubra (blacklip abalone)
Lineage: Eukaryota; Metazoa; Mollusca; Gastropoda; Lepetellida; Haliotidae
Exons: 2
Coding region: 82-1542 (486 amino acids)
Molecular function (GO): protein binding
Source: RefSeq, a predicted model, not a curated record